UCUCAAACUCCUGGGUUUAAGCAAUCCUCCUGCUUCAGCCUAGAAAAUAUUUUAGUACAUUCCUUUUAAACGAACAGGAUUCUAUAACUCUAAGUUAUUAAUAAAUUAGUGAUGGAAAAGAAACUAGCCAUGGUUCAUGUAGACCUCUUUUACCUCUGCCAGCAUUCAAAAGAGGGGGAAAAAGCCACAGAAAUCAGCUUGCCUGUAAAUUCUAUAACUUCUAGAUGAAUAAAAUAGUUAAUUGUUCACUUGAAAAUGACUACUUUACGCUUUUGGAGAGAGGCCUGAAAAUUUCUUGGCAAUACUUCAACUGAUUAAUAAUUUAGAACAAUGAUUGACUGGAGAAUGGAAGUGGAGCUAAUAGCUUCUCAUUUUCCUCUUUAUUAUUUCAGACAAAUUGGUAAGUCAUGGUGGAGGUGUGGGAUGUUUCUGGGUCAGCUGGCUAGAAGCUUUAAAUUAAAAAUGAAGGAUGAUAUUUAAUCUUGAUUUUCUAAGAUGUUGGUCUCACCUCUGAUGGUAUGAGAUACCUUUGUGAUUGCAUCUGAUGCUUAAUCCUUAUAUGCAGUCCUGGCAAAGUCUAUGUGAACUACAGCAAACUUUUACUGUGACUCUGCUACAUGUGCCAUAUCAUGUUAAGCACUGGUUGGGAUAAAACAAUGGAUUUGAUGCAAUUCUAACCUUACGCAGCUAAAAAGUCUGGCAAGAGAUUCAUAUGCCUAUAAAUCAUCUUCCUACCAGGUAAAAAGCGUUAAGUGUCUUAAGAGAAAGAUACGAACAAAUACCAUGGGAGCCAUUAGCUUAUGGUAUCGAUGUGAGGAAUCUGCCUAAUAGGAAAUUAGUGAUUUAAAACAAUGUGAAAAAGUCAAAUCAGUACAAAUGAUGUGUGCUGAUAUCAGCAAUUUGAAUUAUGAAGUGGCUAAGGAAGGAGUGCUGGCAUGAGAAGCUGUUUCCGAUUUUCAGGGCUACAUAAAGCUGCAGUUCCAUCUUCAAAAAGAAAACAUUCAGAUAAGUUGAUAAUAGAAGGACCAAAGUGAGCCUCCUCCUAGGGAGUACCAGGAGUUUAGCUGGGAAUUUCCAUUUGUUCUUGGGAGAGGCAAUGGCUUUAACAGGAGACAGGGUUGUGGCUGCUGCCUGGGGUGCCGAUGUUCUCCUGCCUCUAAGAGAGAAUCAGCUGAGCCCUCAACUGAAUCCCACAAAUUCCAAAGAAAGCUUAAUUUUUUGUCUAGAUAAAACAGUUGUAUGUUUGAGUGCCACAUAUGCUUCCACUGUCUGAAUUUUUGCUAACAGAAUGAAGAUCUGAGUGCCAGGUCCUAAGGAGCAAAGGCUUGCUGUGGACCUCCUAUGUUUAAGUUCCUCCUAUGUACUUAAGUGAUAGACAGAAUAUUCAUGCAUCUAUAUGUAUAUGUUAUUGUGGCGGCCUAAAUUACAUUCCCCUGAAUUCAUAUGUUGAAGCCUUAAUCCCCAAUGUGACUGUAUUUGGAGACAGCCUUUAAAGGUAACUUUAACUACCUCUUUAAAGGUUAAUUACGCUUAAAUGAGGUCAUAAGGGUGGGACCUAGUCCAAUAUGAUUGGUGCUCUUAUAAGAAGAGAUACCAGGGAAGCAAGUAUACAGAGAAAAGGCCAUGUGACAAAAUGAGCAAAACGGCAGCCAUAUGCAAACCAAGGAGAGAGGCUUCAGGAGAAACCAAAUCGGCCAACACCACCGUCUUGGACUUUCAGCCUCUCUCUGUGAGAAAUAAAUUUCUGUUGUUUAAGCCACCCAAUCCAUGGUGUUUUGUUAUGGCAGCCUGAACUGACUAAGAUGGUAAUUGACAAAUUUCCCCGAUAGAUUUUAUUUAUGAGCCUCAGUGGGUGACAAGUUAAAUAGAACUCUUAAUUUGGGUCAAAGCAACUAUGAAAGUCCUUAAGAAACGAUUCCCCUGUCCUGCCUAUUAAGUAAUGCCCAGCAUAAUCAUACUAUAAAGCUACUCAUUUAUGCAGAGCAAGCCUUUCAUCUGACCAUCUACUUCUUUACCAAAUACUCAUUGAGUACCUACUAUGUGCUAGUUACUCAUGGAUUAUGCUCAAAAGGAUCUGUCCAUCUAGAAAAGGAAAUAUAACAGGCACAUAAAAUGGAGUCAUUUGUUUGUAGAAAUUGCCGUGGGCAUGUCAAGAAUGCUGGGAUUCAUGGCAGCUGGGAUGGCAGAGAAGUUUCCUUGGAGGAGGUGCCAUUGAAGGAGAGUUUUGGAGGAUGGAUGGGAUUUAGUCACACAGGGCUGUGCAAUGGAGGAAGGAGAGUUGAUAGGAGAAAGAAUGGUGAACAAAGGCUUAGGGAUUGAAUUUCUGGGAAGUGUACAAGGAAGCAAGAAUUUUGACUAAAAUGCAGAAUAUGCAAAGGGAAUUUUUUUCUUUAUAAGGCUGAGCUAUCUCAGACUCAAAGGGCUUCUUUCAUAAAAGAGUGAUGAUAUGUCAGGCAUUGUCCUAUGUACAUUAUUACAUUGACUCAUUCAUACCCAUAGUAAGGUAGGUGCUAAUAUUCUCCCCACUUUAUAGAGGAAGAAACUGAGGCAUAGAUGGGUUAAAAUACUUGCCAAUUGCUAAUGAAUUGUGGAGCUGGGAUUUGAACCGAGGCAUCCUGGCUCCGGAGCCCUUGCUUGCCUGAGAGCAUCUGAACCCAAGUAUAAGGAGAAGUACUGGAGGGUUGAUAGAUUUGCAAAUGGUGCAAGAUGCAGAGUUUCAAGACAGUAGGCAAUUUUGUGUAUUUCCUCGAGCAAAGAGGAAAGCAGAGCCCCUGCCUCCUAUAACCAUGAGGGGGGAUUGCAGUGCCCUUGAUCCCUUUUCAGCAAGUUAGCCAUGUUUGCAGCCCUCCGUGGAGAUAAAUUGGUGGUGCAAGGAAACAAAAGUGUUUUUCAGGCGCUCUGCUGCCAUGGUUAGCCUAGGACAGGGUUAUGAAAGGAGCUUUUCUGCCUCCGCUGCCUUCCGGGGUUACAUUCCUUGUGAAUCUACUGCCUCAAAAUGGAGCUUGUUAGUUGCGUGUCAUCCGAGGGUGGCAAUUAGUUGCAUGUGUUUGGUUGGGUGCCAGCCCCUGGGGCGCCAGACCUCAGUGCGGGAGCCACUGUUUGUCAUGAAUUAGUCUUUAAAUAAAAGCAAGUUUUUAAAAUGGAGCAUGCUAAUUUGGGUUUUGCUAACCCCUUCUGAAGAAGGCUUGGCCUGUUCGGUGCCAGCUGGCUGAGUUGGCAUUCAGCGAGAAACUGGGUCCUUACCAAAAAUCGCAUUGCUCCCCCCUCCCUCUUUGAGAGCAAAAUGGCAGCAAGGAGCUAGUUGGCAUGGCACUGCAAAACAAGGUGACACCAGGGGCAGGGACAGUGUAGGAAUCGAGAUGAUUAAAGGGAAUUGAAGUGCCGUGAUAUCUCUGCUGCUCCCCACCUUAGAAAGGAAAAGCUGCCCCUCUUUCUCCCCACUCACGCCACCCUCGGGCACCCAUUCAGUAACUUUCCACAUAAAAGGCUUUCUCAUCCAAUUGCUUAUACACUGCACCUUUUAUACUCUUCCAAGUUGUCCUUAAGGGAUUAUCACUGCAGCUUUUAACUUCCCCUAGAAAGAGCUGAAUGAACGUGAAUGGGGCGGAAGAGUCUUCACUGAGAAAGUGUCCCCCACCCCAAAACGCUCACAAAACCUCUAAUCACGAUGGAAGAAUGCCAUCCUGUUUUUGGCGGUGGCUGGCUACCAAUGCGCUAAUGCACAAUGACUGUCCACAUAGGUGGUAAUCACAAGGAAUCAUGUCGCACACACAACUCGUGGUCACAGGUCAUGCGGAGCAUACACCAGACCCUGGUAGCUUUAACGUGGUGCUUUUUCCCAUUAGCAAAGAGCAGCCCCAAGGACCACAGUUGUGAUUCUGGAAACUCAGCCCUUUGCCCAUUGACGAAAUGUCGUUCAGAUUCGGCCAACAUCUCAUCAAGCCUUCUGUGGUGUUUCUCAAAACGGAACUGUCCUUCGCUCUUGUGAAUAGGAAACCUGUGGUACCAGGACAUGUCCUCGUGUGUCCGCUGCGGCCAGUGGAACGCUUCCACGACCUGCGUCCUGAUGAAGUGGCUGAUUUGUUUCAGGCAACCCAGAGAGUUGGGACAGUGGUGGAGAAACAUUUCCACGGGACCUCUCUCACAUUUUCCAUGCAGGAUGGCCCCGAAGCCGGACAGACUGUGAAGCACGUUCACGUCCACGUUCUUCCCAGGAAGGCUGGAGACUUUCACAGGAAUGACAGCAUCUAUGAUGAGUUGAAGCAAUUCAAGUUCAAAUCAUUCACUCAUUUGCCCAAGGUCCCACAGCUCCAGAAACACGACAAGGAAGAGGAGGACUCCCCGGCCUCUUGGAGAUCAGAGGAGGAAAUGGCAGCAGAAGCUGCAGCUCUGCGGGUCUACUUUCAGUGACGCAGAUGUUUUUCAGAUCCUGAAUGCCAUCAAAAGGGCUAAUGCCAACCACUUUGAAGACCACCCCCAGAGGAACCGAAUCAGCGUGAAAAUGCAGUUUCUGCAUCUCCCCAUCCUGUGACUUCAUGCUGCAUUCUUCAACCAGUGAGCCCCCACCUCGGCCCUCCAAACCCUUUUAAAUACCUAGGUCUAAACGGCUCAGACAGGCAGGCUUGAGGUUUCCUCCUGUCUCCUUAUUCAGCAGCCUUGUGAUUAAACUUCCUUCUCUGCUGCAA
Sapajus apella (tufted capuchin) is the source of this 4685-nucleotide messenger RNA. It is a transcript of the gene FHIT, whose product is annotated as fragile histidine triad diadenosine triphosphatase. The record is from RefSeq and is a predicted model, not a curated record. Gene Ontology annotation, molecular function: bis(5'-adenosyl)-triphosphatase activity; ubiquitin protein ligase binding. Lineage: Eukaryota; Metazoa; Chordata; Mammalia; Primates; Cebidae. Gene Ontology annotation, cellular component: nucleus; cytoplasm; plasma membrane. The transcript has 8 exons. Gene Ontology annotation, biological process: purine nucleotide metabolic process; negative regulation of proteasomal ubiquitin-dependent protein catabolic process; diadenosine triphosphate catabolic process. The coding region runs from base 3910 to 4410 and encodes 166 amino acids.